AUGGAUCACGAUAUCAGGGUUGGGACACAACGUCCAAGCAUGGAAGUGAACCCUUUGCUCACGCACCCCGAGCUUGGUAGCGUCAAGAAAAUAUUGUUUAACAACCCACCUUCCGAUAAAGUGUUUGGAUAUACUCCACCCAAGGACCCGGAGGGCGCACGCGAAGUCAUGAUGAUUUGGAAAGGGCACCAAGCCAGCCCUUCCCAAGACGUGGUUAAGCCAUCUCCUGAUUUCAAGACUCUGAACAAGAUGUCCGUUACCAGCGGCCUCUCGGACGCAAAGGACCUGCCUUUCUUCCGAAAAAUGCACUCGGAUGUGACGGUGAAGACUGGGCUCGACCGCUCGCCGUCGGCUUCCCGUCGCUCCGCGCUCCCCACGAUACCAGCCUCCAAGACCAGCUCCGUCUUCGGAAUGCCAAGCGCUCACCGGAGCGCGGAGGUGAUUCGGACACACGGCCCGGAGGAGCCGCCAGUCAAGUAUCUGGUCCAGGGCGCAUACCAGGAUGACUGGGUGCGCAAGAAUCUAGAGGCGGAAGCCGCCGGCAGCAGCCGACAGCGGCAAUACAUUCCGCCGCAGCCCACCAAGGCAGCAUUGGGACACUCAAUGGGCGCGUCCCGGUACUUGCAGCCCCACAGUGACGAGGAGCAAUGGAAGAUGAACAAGUUCAAGACGGUGAACCCUCGAGUUACCAAGUACACUGGGGGGUCAGCUCGCGCAAUGAGGGUUAAGGACACGGUGCCAGUGGCAGAAGCAGCAGCAUUGACAGCGGAGGCUAUGGCAGAGCAAGCCAACGCAAGCAUAAUAGGCUCUAUCGGCGUGUAUACUGCAGGCUCGAAUGGUGGUAUCGUCGUUGGUGUGGAGGACCGUUUCGUGGGCGGAACAACGCAUGUUAUUGCCAGCCAUGAGCAGCAGGUGGUUGUCCAGGAGGCGCGCCAGGCGCAAAGCCAAGGCACAAACGUACAUAUCUACGGACCACAGUGGAUCCUGGCUUGCAUAGACACCAAGGAACUUAUCACGGAGGAACAGGAGACCUUUGGCCUGUUACCCGGGCCGCACGACCCCGGUGUACCCGGUUUCCGAGACUUCACCAACCACAUACGGGUCUCCGGUGUGCCGGCGGACCGCAAAGAUUUUCGCAUGUUGCUCAUGUACUGGGUGGAGUGUUUUGGAGGACGCAGCGCCAAUGAGACCGCGGCUAUGGACACAUCGCAUGUCCUGACUUGGAACGCGGGCACGCUGACGCCAGCACAGCUGGAGCUGGAGCUCAGAUUCCCCCACGUGCGCCACGUGCACUACACAUGGCUGUUACAUUGCCGCAGCAACUGGGAGAUAGUGGACGACGAGCCGUUCCGUCUGAUGACCCCCGACGAAGCAGGAGUACCGCAGUUGGAGCAGCAGCAGCAGCAGCAGCAGGGGGAGGAGGCAGCGAUGGCCUUCAAGAUGGACGCACGGUCCGCUUCCGAGUUACCUGCCGGGCAGUUCUCUCCUCACUAUCCGCUGUCACGGCACUACGACCACACUGGUACCAGCGGAGGAACCAGCACGCCUGCGGCCGCGCCCGACGCCACUCCUGCUGAACACUCCCAACCGCCAUCACACCACCACCACCACCACCGUCACCACGGCGGUCCCCGGGUCUGCCGGCAAGGCGAAGCUUGGGGUGUGGCGAGCGGCGGUCGCCCGCCAGCUGAGAAUCUGAGCUGCAUAGAGCCGUCUGCAGCGCCCGCUGGCGGUGUUGGGGCCCGGCGGUGUAGCGGUAGCGGUAGCGGUAGCGGUAGCGGGGAUGAUGGCGGCGCGCGGGCCAGCUGUCCUGUCCGUCCCGAAGGCGGCCCUGGGUGUCACCGAAUGGGCAGCGAGCGCCACCACCAGCACGACUGUCGUCAAUGGGAGGAGCAACGGCAGCAGCAGGAGCAACAGCAUCAUCAGGUACAGCAGCAACAGGAGGACAUGGAGAUGAUGGAUGGGUUAGGGGACCAGCAUGCGGACCCGUCGCCAAUGCAGGGCGGGAUGGAGGCAACCAUGGCGCGCAGCGAUGAGGUGCAGCGGGAGUCCCUGAAGCCGGUAAGUCUGGCGGAACAGCCACCACAGCUCUGGCCACCCACGGCAGCGCCGGCGGCAUCCCCUUGCGCGUUGCCGGUGUGCGCAUAUCGCAUCAGUCCCCGUUGCUGCGAAGGUGAGAGCACCGACUGCUUACCGUCGGGCGGUGAGGGAGUUCUACGAAGCGACGCAGUGGCCCCCGGCCGGCGUCAAAGACGCAGUCGAGUAGCUGACGCCGUCGGCGCCGCCGACACACGUCCGGCGGGUGGCGGUGACGAUGGCGCGGCACCGGCGGCGGUAGCGAUCCGGACGGUGCAGCCACAGAUGGAAAGCUUGGAAGGCAGUUGUUGCACGGCACCCGCUGGCGGUGCCGCACAGGCCGGCCCCGCGGGAGCCCCACCAGCUGCUGACCCGCGGGUCCAUGAUGAGCUUGGCAGGCACGCAGAGGAUGUGAAGGAGAGACAGGCGGAUUGCGUCAUGAGCGGCGCUGCAGCAGCUACUGCUGCUGCUGCUAAGGUGGAGAGCCCUGCUGUACUGGCGUUGGCGCCACCGGCGGACCUCGUAGUAGUGCUGGAGUUGGAGAGCCACCGGCAUCCCGUGGGGCCAUGUGCUGGGGAGGGGCCCCCGGCCAAUGAUGGGGUUGAAACCACGGAGCGAGCGGCCGUGGCUGUGGGACCGGAUGAGACGGCGGAGUUACGCACGGAUGGAUGCGGUGCGGAUGAGGGCGGGGAUGUAGGAGGGCAGGGUUGUUGCAACCGCUGGGAGAAUGAGGGACAAAAUCACAGACGGCUAUGUGACGGCAACGGCAAAAAUGGAUCUCCGGCGGAAUUUGGGCAUGCGGCAGCACCCGCCGGGCCAGGUGCACUUGAGGGCCGGCGAGGGCGAGAUCCGUUGGCGCCGCUUGAGGCUGCCGCAGCCGGACGGCGGCGGCUCAAGGUGGUACCACCUACUGGACCGGCGCCGCUGAAAGCGCGGCCGGCCGCGGCCGGGGCCCUGGCGGCGGCAGAGGCAGCGGCGGCAGAGACCGCCGGGGCCCCCAAGGACUUGGACGCCGUGGGCAUCAGCGGCGCUGGCAGAUGCGACGUGGAUGCGCAUGAGGAUGCUCAUGCAAGCCGGCCGGCGGUGUCGCUAGCCGACGGCGAAGGGCCGGGGACAACUUCUCCACCGGGGUGUAUGCGACGAAGGCAGCGGCGGCGACUGCAUCUCUACGCGGCUUCGCCACAGGAGCCGAACCACAUUCACACGGAGGAGAUGGCGGCGUUAGGGAAUCCGUUGGACGCUGAUGGCGGCGACAGCGCAGGUGGCGAACUGGAAGAAGAGCGCGAAGGCGGAUACGGGGGCUGCAUGGGGCCGCGGCGGGACGGUGGUAACGGCAGGAACGGGGGAAGGGGUGCUAGGGCGUUUGACCCAGCAGCCGAAGCUGGGGCUGAGGGCGGCACGGCCGCGGCAGCGGGGCCACCGAAGUGGCGGCGGCAGAAGCGGUCCGCAGGCGUAGGACCCGACGCCGGUGACGCCGUCGGUCCAGCCCUGCAGCCGGCGGGUGUGCAGUGCGCACCCGCCACUACAGCAGUAGAUGCUGCAGCAGAGGAUGCAGAGCCGGGUGCAGGGGCGGGUCGUCGGCCAGCGAAGCGGCCUCGCAGGGCUAAAGGCGAGGUGACAGCUGAAGCGGUGGCGGCCAAGGCUGCUGCGCCUGACAAAGCCUGCGGCGCCGAUGCAGUAAGGCCGUACUGCGCAGGUCGUGGUAGCGAUGCCGCUGCUGUUAAGGACGGCGGUGAGGCGCCUUCUGGCAAUACGGAGGUGGUGGAGGGAGGAGGGCUUAAGGGUAGCGGCGGGGGGUACAGCGGCGAGGGCGGCACCUGCCAGACACGUGCGGCAUCAGUGGGGCGAGGUGGAGCCAGGAAGCCGCGGCAGCAGAGUGCUGCUGGUGGCGCCAGCAAGACCGCGGAAGGUGGUGAAGAAGUGGAUGAUUUGGGGCAGCCGCCGCCGCCGCCGCCGCAGCAGCAGCAGCAGCAGCAGCAACAGCAGCACCUUGAGCAGAAGCCGACGGCGGCCAGCACCGCAAAGGUUCGGAAGGUGGGCAUUGCCAAGAAGCCGAAGACGACCGCGGCCCAACCAGUCUUGCCGGUUGAGGGCGCAACGGAUGUGGUGAGAUUGGCUGAGGCUGAGGCUGAGGAGGCUGUGAAUACCACUGUCGCCGCCGCCGCCGCACCAGCAGCCCCGGCACGUAAGCCCAAAGGCCGCGGCAACGGCAGCAACCACGGCGGCGACAGCAGGACCGCGAUGGAGGAGCCGGCGUCGCUGAUAGUGUCGGCAACUCAGCCGGCGGCAUCGCAGCGACCGCAGGGCCGCAGCGGCUCCUCUCCUAUUCGCACGGGCCUUAAACUCGUGUUCGGAUUGAGCGGCUUCACGGCCGAGGAGCGCACGCGGUAUGGUGCCACGCUCAAGGCCUUGCAUUUGUCGUAUGUACCAGUUCUCAACGACUGGGACCCGCGGAUCAACGCGCUGCUGGCCCCCGGUCUCAAGCGCUCCGACAAGACUGUGUGUGCCAUGGCGGCGGGCGCCUGGCUGCUGCGGGCGGACUACCUGGCGGCCUGUCAGGCCCAGCGGGAGACCGGGGCGGGGGCGGGGGCGGGGGCGGGGGCGGGGCCCGGGGCUGCACCGGAAGAUUUUGAGCUGUGCGAGUGCGAGGACGGCGCCGCGGUCAUUUCUACCGGUGCUCCAUCGCACUGGCGUCGCCGCCUGGAGGCCCGGGGUGCCGCCGGUCGCGCCUUCUCCGGUCUUCGCGUCCUCAUUCCCCCUGGCCUUCCUCCGCCUCUGGACAGUGCCACUCUUGCUCGUAUGCUGGGUGCGGGUGGCGGUGUGGCGGUGGUUAAGUCGGGUCCCUCAGCCGCUAAGGGCUGCCACGUGGGGGUGGUGCAACCGGGCGGCAAGCAGGAGGAGAAGUUGGUGGCCUCGCUGCGGGUGGCCGGGGCUGCUGUAGUGGCGCCCGCAUACGUGGUGGAUUGGGUGGCACACCCACAUGCAUGCCUGGCGCACCACUACCGCCACGGCACCGCGCCCGGGGAGGCGCUGGCGGCACUGGAGCGAGAUCGCGGCGCAGUGGCCCCAGUUGAGCACUGCUAA
Volvox carteri f. nagariensis is the source of this 5160-nucleotide messenger RNA. RefSeq lists its product as uncharacterized. The record is from RefSeq and is a predicted model, not a curated record. NCBI's taxonomy places the organism in Eukaryota, Viridiplantae, Chlorophyta, Chlorophyceae, Chlamydomonadales, Volvocaceae. The coding region runs from base 1 to 5160 and encodes 1719 amino acids. The transcript is spliced from 12 exons.